Miscanthus lutarioriparius is the source of this 597-nucleotide messenger RNA. NCBI's taxonomy places the organism in Eukaryota, Viridiplantae, Streptophyta, Magnoliopsida, Poales, Poaceae. The record is from the annotation of a GenBank genome assembly.
AUGGAGGUGGAUCCGGCGGCGGACGAGAGGAGGAAGAACAAGGGGGGGCUGGAGUGGGAGCUGGAGCGCCACUACGACGACUUGGAGCGGGAGAUGAUGCUGAUGGCCGCCGACCGGCCGCACAAGCAGCAGCGGCGGCACCGGCCCGAUCUGCUCCAGAACUGCGACCUGCCCCCACCGGCCAAGCUCUUCGGCCCCGUCCCGACUCUGCACAGGCUGGAGACUGCCGCCGCCGCCGCCGCCAAGGACCACAAGGGCGACGUCGCCGACGAAGACCUGCUGCGGGCGCUGCGCCUUUCGCAGUCGCGCGCGCGGGAGGCGGAGGACCAUCUGUCAGCCGCGGGCGCCACCAACGUUGACCUCGCGGCGCUGCUCGUGCGGGACUCCGUCGCGCUGUCCGCGCACCGCCGCUGGGUCAUGAUGCUGGAGGCCGAGAACUCCCUGCUCCGAGGAAGACGAGGAGAUGCGGAUGCGGGCCCGGAACCGGAACCGGACCCGGACCACGGCGCCGGCGGGGUGGCCGCAUGGUGGGUCGCGCUCGCCGUCUGCGUCGGCGUCGCCGGCGUCGGCCUCGCGCUCGGCAGGUUCCUUUGCUGA